Symbiodinium natans is the source of this 1104-nucleotide messenger RNA. Lineage: Eukaryota; Dinophyceae; Suessiales; Symbiodiniaceae. The record is from the annotation of a GenBank genome assembly.
AUGAACGAGUUGCAAGCCAAGCUGCUGAAGCGGCGUAGUGUGGUGGAGGAACGUGGCGCAAACUAUGAGAGUGUGCCGACAACUCGCAAAGAAGAGGAGGCUCUGACGCAGGCAACGACAGUGAGCACUGCGGCAACGCCUCUCAAAACAUGUGGAGCGGUCUUCAAGCGAACGCCAAGUCCUAGCAGUGGUGACUUCCAGGCGGCUAUUGAUCGUCGGAGGGCCACCGUCGACGGUGAUGGCCAGACCUUUGAGAGCACGCCCACCACAAAGACUGCGGACGUGACAAACUCGUCAUCGACGCCUACCGUCACCAGCCCAGCAGGUAUUAGGCCUUGCCACGGCACGGUGGAUUUCAAGACACGAAUUGAUCAGCAACGUGCGAGUGUGGAUGGCGGCGCACAAACUUUUGAGAGCCGACCAACCCAGCACUGUGCUGACGCCGGAAUGGCGGUGCCCAUUGCUGGCCGCAGCUCUUCGGGCCAGGUCUUUGAGAGCACGCCAGAGCAGACGACAGCCGACUGCGUUUCGAGUAUUCGGAGUACCAUGCAGCUACCGGCAGCACCGGAGUUGCAGCUGCCAGAAUCUCCUGUCGUGGAGCAGGAGCUGCAGGAGGUGCAGGAGGUGCAGGAGGUGCAAGAGGCGCAGGAGGUGCAAGAGGCGCAGGAGGUGCAGGAGGAGGAACUGGAGGAACUGGAGGAACUGGAGGAGGCCGGUGAGGACGAGGAUGGCGAUGUCUCCGAUGGCUCUCCAAUUCACGCGGUCUUGUGGCUGGUGGGUCUGGUCCACCCGUUGCAAGACAAGUUCGAGAGUGACCAGUUUGCCAUAGCCGGCUGCAGUCCGGCAGAGGUCCGCCUGUGCCUCCGUGCCGAUGGCCAUAGGUGUCGCCUCGAGCUGGAAGGGUUCACUCCCCAGAACGCUUACGGGGAGCGAGUGGUCUUGGAUUCCAUGUGCAGUUUCCUGCUGAAUCGAUUCUUCUGCAGGCCUGAAGAUGCCUCUGGCUCUUAUGAGGCGCGGGUGUAUGAUGGAAUGUAUGCGGCGAAGUAUGGUCAUGAGUUCGUGCAUCGUAGCUUUCCUGAGCAGGUUCGUACUGUAGCUUCCUGA